Eucalyptus grandis is the source of this 2028-nucleotide messenger RNA. Its product is annotated as pectin acetylesterase 3. Gene Ontology annotation, biological process: cell wall organization. NCBI's taxonomy places the organism in Eukaryota, Viridiplantae, Streptophyta, Magnoliopsida, Myrtales, Myrtaceae. The transcript is spliced from 12 exons. Bases 479 to 1750 code for a protein of 423 amino acids. The record is from RefSeq and is a predicted model, not a curated record. Gene Ontology annotation, cellular component: plant-type cell wall. Gene Ontology annotation, molecular function: pectin acetylesterase activity.
GCCAUCCACAUUAGCAUUUAAUAAAACAAAACCGGAAAUCUCUUUUUCAGCCGUGGAAGCUGAUGAAUGAAGCUUUUGCCUUAUCCCAUUUCUUGAGGUCGUGUUUUUGGCGUGAAUUUUCAUGGUCUCCUCCUAUCAAGGAAGGCAGAAUCCGGGAGUUAACGCCAGCUGCAAAGUUUUGGAAAGAGCCUGCAUUUUAGACGUAUCAUUUAUUAAGUUUCCUAAUGGAAAAGGGUGAAAAAGAAAGGAAAGAAAUCACGCCGCGAUGAGAGUGUCGAAGUAGCGACAACCACGCCUUGGGCUUUGUGGCCUUCUCUUUUUCCCCCCGUAUAAUAAUAACCCGCCGAGGAAUGAUUGUGUCCCGGGCGCGAGUGAGGCGCUAGCUAGCAGUGGGAAAAGUGCCCAGGAAAGAAGGGUUCUUUGGGUUCUUGAGAACCUGCGCGCAGAGAGAGAGAGAGAGAGAGAGGCAGAAGCAAGAAUGGAGGUGAACCUGAGAGGGGUGACGGUGGUGUUGGGAUGGUGCCUGUGUUUCGUUUUCGGGUUUGCGUCGUGCAGAUCUGGGGAGCGUCUUCAGGAUUUCGGGGAAAGAGAGGGGCUUCUCUCUUACGUGGAGAGCGAUGCGGUCUCGCCCGCCGCGCCGCAGCCUGUCCUGGUCGGCCUCACUCUCAUUGAGGGUGCUGCUGCCAAAGGAGCUGUCUGCUUAGACGGUACAUUGCCUGGUUAUCAUCUUCACCCUGGCUCCGGAUCUGGUGCAAACAGUUGGCUCGUCCAUUUAGAGGGUGGGGGAUGGUGCAAUACAGUGAGGAAUUGCGUUUACAGGAAAACUACUCGCCGUGGUUCAUCAAAGUUUAUGGAGAAGCAAUUGCCUUUCACAGGAAUAUUGAGUAAUAAACCUGAAGAAAACCCUGAUUUUUUCAAUUGGAACAGAGUAAAGAUACGGUACUGCGAUGGGGCUUCUUUCAAUGGAGCAGGCCAGGAUGAGGAUGCGAAGCUCUACUUUCGAGGACAGCAAAUCUGGUUGGCGGCAAUCGACAAGUUGAUGUCCAAGGGAAUGAAGAAUGCUGAUCAGGCUCUUCUUUCUGGAUGCUCUGCUGGGGGUCUAGCAUCAAUAUUGCACUGCGACGAGUUUGGCGGCUUAUUCCCAAAGACUACCAAAGUGAAAUGCCUAAGUGAUGCGGGGAUGUUUCUUGAUGCAGUAGAUGUUUCUGGAGGCCGUGCUCUUCGGAAUAUGUUCAAGGGUGUAGUCACCUUGCAGGAUGUGAAAGAAAAUCUGCCUAGUACCUGUACCAGCCAUCUGGAUCCAACUUUGUGCUUCUUCCCGCAGAAUUUGGUUGCAAACAUUAAGACUCCGCUGUUUCUUUUAAAUGCCGCAUAUGACGUGUGGCAGGUCCAAGAAAGUUUGGCUCCACGGUCAGCUGAUCCUCAUGGCACUUGGUCUGAAUGCAAAAUGAACCAUGAACGUUGUAAUUCAUCACAGAUAGAGUUCUUUCAAGAUUUCAGGAACCAAAUGCUCGAAGCAGUACACACUUUCUCGAGGUCUGAUCAAAAUGGUUUAUUUAUCAAUUCCUGUUUUGCUCAUUGCCAGUCUGAGAGACAGGACACAUGGUUUGCCAGCGAUUCUCCCCUUAUUGGAAAUAAGGGGGUUGCAGAGUCCGUAGGAGACUGGUUUUUCGAUAGAGAGACUGUUAAAGCCAUCGAUUGCGCUUACCCCUGUGACAAGACCUGUCACAAUCUGGACUUCACUCGCUAACUUGUUAGCAAUUUCUGAAGACUGCAAGAUUGGUUAAAUAAGGUGUUCAUGCUAAAUUGGCAGAGCAACAUCUUUAUAUAUGACAGAAACAUAGAAGGAAUUAUUACCAAGGAAGACUGAGACGAAAUGCAUUGUUUCGGGCAAGAGUUCUCUGAAUUGUUAUUAUUGAACUCGAGAACUCAAGACAAAAGUCAUGUUGGAUUCCAUUCUUGUGCGUAAAAACAAGAUUUAUUUCUUCUGAAACAAUGUUUAUGCUUUUGUCACUUGGUCUUAUUUAA